Sinocyclocheilus rhinocerous is the source of this 1413-nucleotide messenger RNA. Its product is annotated as serine/threonine-protein kinase pim-2-like. NCBI's taxonomy places the organism in Eukaryota, Metazoa, Chordata, Actinopteri, Cypriniformes, Cyprinidae. Gene Ontology annotation, biological process: regulation of mitotic cell cycle; negative regulation of apoptotic process; protein autophosphorylation. The transcript has 9 exons. Gene Ontology annotation, molecular function: protein serine/threonine kinase activity; ATP binding. Bases 1 to 1413 code for a protein of 470 amino acids. The record is from RefSeq and is a predicted model, not a curated record. Gene Ontology annotation, cellular component: cytoplasm.
AUGGGACUGUUUUCACGACUAAAGAAAGUGUUUAAAGUGGAGCGAGCACACGAAUCCCAACCCUGUGUGCCUCUCAAAUACACGCCCACCACGGCGCAAAACCAUCCUCAUCGGCUCGAUAAGACGCCUGGUGGUGCUGAUGCGAUAGAUGAAGGGAGAAAGGAGGCAGGGAGAAAAGAGAAAAAGAAGAGGUUUUGGAGAUGUCGCCUUCUUCACUUUUUUCGCCGAAGAGCUGGAACAUACAACGUGGCUAAAGCUGAGAAAGUGAACCUUGAGGCGGGAUCGUUUCUGAGACUUACUGAUGAGCUCCACGAUCUUCAUGAAGCUCCAACCUCUGAAGUCCUCUUUGCUGUACAAGAACAGCUGGAGCAGGACGUCCUCCAACAUCAGGACAUCCACACUCCAGUUAGUUUGACUGAAGAGGACCAGGCGGAAGAGCUGGACAAGGAUCAGACUUCUCUACAGCAAAUUGUAGAGAUUCAUGAUCUUGGAGAAGCUCCAGACUCUGAAGUCCUCCCUGCUCCUGAGGAACAACUGGAGCAGGACGUCCUCCAACCUCAGGAUGCCCACACUCCAGAUAGCUCCACUGGAGAAGAUGAAGCAGAGGAGGCAGACAACAGCCACAUUUUUUGGCAAUAUGAAUUUGGCCACAAGCUGGGUGAAGGAGGCUAUGUGCAUGCAGGAACUCGAUGCAAGGACGGCCUGAAGGUGGCUGUGAAAAUUGCUGACAAGACACCAGAUAUGCCAUAUAUCAGAGUUCCUGGUCAUCCCAAACGGCUCCCCAUAGAGAUCGGCCUGACACUCAUGGCCAAUAAGGGCCCCAGCGUUUCACAGAUAAUUAAACUCCUGGACUGGCAGGACGACCCGGACCACUACGUCAUGGUCUUGGAGCGGGCCAUGCCUAGCAUGAGCAUGUUUAACUUCGUGAAGCUCCGACAAAGGCUUGAUGAGAAGAUGGCACGACAUGUUAUGUGGCAGGUCAUUCAUGCCACUAACAUUUGCUGCGAGCGUGGCGUUUUCCAUCGUGAUAUAAAAUUGGAGAACCUCCUGGUGAACCCGGAUACGUUGGAGGUCAAGUUGAUCGACUUCGGGUGCGGCACGCUCAUGAAGGACUCCGCCUACAUGGCCUUCAAUGGCACAGAAAUGUUCUGUCCACCGGAGUUUGAUGUCGACGGCAGGUACCACGCAAAGCCGGCGACAGUUUGGUCAUUAGGGUUCCUGCUGUUCGUGAUGUUGUACGGGUAUUAUCCAGAUGACAAAGACCUGCACAGGAUCAGUAAGAAGGACUGGUCUGAACCUGACCUAUCACAAGAAUGCUGCCAGAUGAUCUGUGAUUGUCUGCAGCCUGAUCCGCAGCGGAGACUUGUCCUGGAGAAGAUGCAGCUCCAUGACUGGUUUAUGAUCAUGGAGUAA